AUGCAGCUUCACAUACCCAUCUACAUUGAGAGGUCGUAUCUGAACACAGAGUCAAAGUAUGCAGGUCGUCUAGAGGAUCUCUGUGGAAACAACAUCUGCACUCUGAGAAUCAGAAACCUGACAGAGAGCGACUCAGAUCAGUACAGGUUCAGGAUCAUAACAAACCAAGAUGCAUACUGGGGUUAUCCUGGAACCACUCUGUCUGUUACAGAUCUCCAGGUGGAGGUGAUCAGAUCAGGAUCGUCUACUCUCCUUCAGUGUCUCAGCAGAUGUUCACCUGGUCAAACUUCCUACAUCUGGUUUAAGAACGGACAGGAAGUGAAGGAAGACACAUCUUCUUAUGCAGACUUCAGAUAUGAUUCAGCAGACAGUUAUUCCUGUGCUUUGAAGGGAUAUGAGGACUUCCCCUCUCCUUCAGUGUGUGUCAGAGGUCAAACCUGCAACAGAGUGAUUUACACUGAGAGAAGCAUCUGCGCCUUAAAAGGAUCAUCAGUGGACAUUUCCUGCACGUACAGCAGCUUUGAAGAUGAUGUUAAAUCUAAAUUCUGGUUCAUUCCUGAGCGUAUUCAUCAGAGACAGAAUCCCUCUCAACCUGAGGACCUUAGUGAAGACUCCCAGUAUGCAGGUCGUGUUCAGAUCCUUGAAACAGAGAGAGGACGCUCCACUCUGAGGACCUCUGACCUGAGAGACUCAGAUUCAGCUCAGUAUCUCUUCAAAUUCAAAACACCAAGCUUUGAAUGGGGGAUUGAUUUACCUGGAACAACUCUGACUGUCACAGCUCUCCAGGUGCAGGUGAUCAGAGCAAAGGUCUACAACUAUUCUACCGAGGCAGAGCUGAAGUGUCACAGCAGCUGCAGUCCAGCUGGUUCUCUGAACUACGUCUGGUUCAAGAACGGAGAGAAAAUCACAUCCACGAAUACAUCUUCUUAUGAAGGCUGGUUUCAGCCCAGAGACAACAUCUCUUGUGCUCUGAAAGGACAUGAAGACUUCCCCUCUCCUGCAGUGUGUGAGUUUACUCAUACACACAUGAACUGACAUUAAAGACAUACUGUACAUAACCUCAUCGGAGUCUUCUACAGUACAUUACAGACAACCAUAAAGAUAAAAACAAGUAUCCUACAAGCACUUUAGCUUUCA
Molecule: messenger RNA, 1137 nt
Organism: Trematomus bernacchii (emerald rockcod)
Lineage: Eukaryota; Metazoa; Chordata; Actinopteri; Perciformes; Nototheniidae
Exons: 5
Coding region: 1-1035 (344 amino acids)
Source: RefSeq, a predicted model, not a curated record